Laccaria bicolor S238N-H82 is the source of this 726-nucleotide messenger RNA. RefSeq lists its product as uncharacterized. Gene Ontology annotation, molecular function: RNA binding. The transcript is spliced from 5 exons. Lineage: Eukaryota; Fungi; Basidiomycota; Agaricomycetes; Agaricales; Hydnangiaceae. The record is from RefSeq and is a predicted model, not a curated record. Gene Ontology annotation, biological process: mRNA splicing, via spliceosome. Gene Ontology annotation, cellular component: nuclear speck. The coding region runs from base 2 to 595 and encodes 197 amino acids.
CAUGCCUCGAAUUCUCUUCGUGAGCGGCUUCCAUCCCUCAACUCGCGCCCGCGACCUGGCCUUCGAAUUCGAACGCUAUGGCCCACUGGUCCGUUGUGAUGUCCCUGCCCCACGCAACCCGCACGCCAACUCCAACCCCUAUGCCUUUGUGGAAUUCCGAAGCCAACGUGAUGCCGAGGAUGCCUAUUACGAAAUGCAUGGAAGACACUUUGAAGGAUCCCGUUUGAGUAUCCAGUGGGCCAAGAACCCUCCGUCCUCGGUCUGGCGUUACGACAGGCGUGCCUCCCCUCCACACCGUUCCGGACGCGACCGUGAACGCUCUCGCAGCCCUCGCCGCCGUGACGACCGCAACAGAGACCGUGGAGACGACCGUGAUCGCGAAAGGCGAAGGAGGAGUCGGACUCCAGAACGUCGACGCAGCCCAUCCCCAGAUCGUAGGAGGGAAGUACGUGAUGAUAGGGGAGGUGAUAGAGAUCGGGAGAGGGAUAGGGACAGGGAUAGGGACAGGGCGAGGACCCCUCCUCCUGCAGAUGACAUUAAAAAAGAGGCUGAGGUUGCAAGGGAUAGGGCACAGACGCCGCCUUAUGAGCACUGAUUGCUGAUUUUCUUUCUUCUCUCCGAUUUGACCCAUUGAAAAAGAACGUUUUCAUAUGUUUGCCGGGCCUGAUGUCUUGCAGCACGUCGUUUAGUUGUAAUGUUGAAUGAGAAAUAUAUGCUUCUGAGAUG